Molecule: messenger RNA, 441 nt
Organism: Suillus fuscotomentosus
Lineage: Eukaryota; Fungi; Basidiomycota; Agaricomycetes; Boletales; Suillaceae
Exons: 1
Coding region: 28-240 (70 amino acids)
Source: RefSeq, a predicted model, not a curated record
GCGAGCUGUACGAACUUCGAACGUUGUAUGCAUGGCUUCAAGUUCUUCGACCUCUGCGGCCUUCUGCUCCACAUGUUGUGGGGCAUCCCCAGUUCGUUUCGAGGGACGAGGCCCUUGCGAGAUUCGAUACCUCCGUUUCGUAAGCGGGAUGGCGAACAGAGAAGUCUGAUGAAUAUCUGUUCCAUGACACACUUUCAUGACACAUUAAUGUCAGAACCAAUAGCAAUGGACACUAUUUGAUACCAUCGGUGAGAGGUCUCUUCUCCGAGUGCUUCGCUUCGGUGGUAUCAAACAAUGUUGCCAUCCGUGCCGGAACAUUAGUCCAUCUUUGCUAUUCCUGAUUUAUUCUCAGACGUUUUUGACGCGACGGCGGUUAAAUGCAUGGAUUAGGAGUACCGAAACUGGUUAUGUAAACCUUCCGGUCUUCGUAAUGCAACUUGG